Penicillium argentinense is the source of this 2505-nucleotide messenger RNA. RefSeq names its product putative molybdenum cofactor sulfurase protein (HxB) (gene hxB). The coding region runs from base 1 to 2505 and encodes 834 amino acids. Gene Ontology annotation, biological process: Mo-molybdopterin cofactor biosynthetic process. Gene Ontology annotation, molecular function: molybdenum cofactor sulfurtransferase activity; pyridoxal phosphate binding; molybdenum ion binding. The transcript has 2 exons. Lineage: Eukaryota; Fungi; Ascomycota; Eurotiomycetes; Eurotiales; Aspergillaceae. The record is from RefSeq and is a predicted model, not a curated record.
AUGAAUACUGCUGCGACUGAACGCCCCCCGGCUGCGUAUAACCGGGGCUACUCCACUGAUGUGGACAAGAUCCGCGAGCAGGAUUAUCCCUUGUUGAAUGACACAACUUAUCUGGACCACGCAGGAACGACACCAUAUGCAAAGUCCAUGAUCGAGACCUUUUCCAAGGACAUGACAUCCAACCUUUUCGGAAACCCCCAUUCAAUGUCUCUGUCAUCGCAGCUCUCGACAACACGAACGGACGAUGUCAGACUUCGGGUUUUGCGCUUCUUCAAUGCUGACCCGGACGAAUUUGACUUGGUUUUCGUGGCGAAUGCAACGGCUGCCAUCAAACUGGUAGCCGACUGCCUCCGCGAUUCUGACCACCGAGGCUUCUGGUAUGGAUAUCAUAUCGACUCCCAUACCAGUGUCGUCGGCGUACGAGAGUUGGCCGAGUUGAAUUUCCAGUGCUUCCAGAGCGAUGUGGAGGUCGACAACUGGAUCCCCGAGCUGGCCUCGAACCAAACAAAGGCCCCAAGGCUCUUUGCCUUCCCCGCACAAUCGAACUUGAAUGGCCGACGUCUGCCUCUUCGCUGGUGUGAACAGAUUCGUUCUGCGGCAAAUGGCGGGAACGUGUUUACUUUGCUCGAUGCGGCCUCGCUCGUGUCGACAUCGCCUCUUGAUCUCAGUUCGUCGGCCCCCGAUUUCACUGCUCUCAGCUUCUAUAAGAUUUUCGGUUUUCCGAAUCUGGGUGCCUUGAUUGUGCGCAAGAGUGCUGGCCGUGUCUUCGAGAGACGGCGAUAUUUUGGCGGUGGUACGGUCGACAUGGUGCUGGCGGCGGGUGCGCAGUGGCACGCGAAGAAGGAGUCCUCAAUCCACGAGCGCCUCGAGGAUGGGACUCUGCCUUUCCAUAGCAUUAUUGCCCUCGAUUCCGCCAUUAGCACACAUGAGCGUCUCUUUGGCUCCAUGGCGAAUAUUUCUUCCCAUACCGCGUUCCUCGCCAAACAGCUUCACGACAGGCUGUCUGUUUUGAAACAUUGGAAUGAAACCAGUGUUUGUCAGAUUUACAAAGGCAACUCGACGUAUGGAUGUCCGGUCACUCAAGGACCGAUCAUCGCUUUCAAUAUACGAACCAGCAAAGGCGAAUGGGUUCCAAAGACGGAAGUGGAAAAGUUGGCUACUGUCCAGAAUAUUCAGAUCAGAACAGGGUCUGUCUGCAAUCCCGGAGGCACUGCAUGCUCGCUUGGAUGGACAGGCGCCGAAUUACGCCGGCACUACUCUACGGGUCUACGAUGCGGCGAUGAUCAUGACGUUUUGGGAGGCCGUCCAACUGGUAUCCUUCGAGCUAGUCUGGGUGCCAUGACAAACAUGAAAGACAUCGACUCCUUCGUUGACUUCAUCGAGGAAUUUUACGUAGAGAAGGUUCCUCCCAUCGUCGCACUGAACCCACUCGUCGAAGAUGGUGACCCUGUUGACCGCCACUUCUAUAUCGAAAGUCUCUCGGUGUUCCCAAUCAAAAGCUGCGGUGCGUUCAAGAUCCCCGAAGGGAAACGAUGGGAGGUCAAACGAGAAGGUUUGGCAUGGGACCGGGAAUGGUGCCUCAUCCACCAAGGCACAGGAGCCGCGCUCAGCCAGAAAAGGUAUCCUCGCAUGUCCCUCAUCCGGCCCUCUGUGGACCUCGAUCGCGGCAUACUGCGCAUCACUUGCGGGUACCUGAGUGACCAAGUGAGUCUUGAGAUCUCACUUGGCUGGGAAGACACCAGUCUUAUUUCCACUUCGUUGUGUCAAAACUCUUCGAAUAAAAAGGCCACUAUGGUUUGUGGAGACCAAAUCUCGCUGCAUGCCUAUGCGUCGCCCGUGGUAUCUGCUUUUUUCUCAGACUUCCUUGGGGUUCCUUGCACUCUUGCUCGAUUCCCCUCUCAAUCCGCCACUCGAUUCUCCCGACCACCUCGCCUGUCCGGGACAUGGAAGAACAAAUUCCGCAAGUUUAUUAUGCCAGGAUCCUUCCCACCCGAUCUGCCACCACCAGCCCGCGAACAGGGCAAACGACUUACCUUGUCUAACGAGAUGCCUAUUUUGGUCGUCUCUCGCUCGUCAGUAAACCGACUUAACGAAACAAUAAAAGCAAACUCGAAACAAGGUAUAGGGGCUGGUAAGGCGGUCGCGGCAGAUGUCUUCCGCGGCAACAUUGUCGUCGCUGAGCGACUGGCUCGUCUCGGCGAUGCAGAGCAGCCAUAUGCUGAGGAUCACUGGGGUGGUCUCCGGAUUGGACCUGAUCAGCUUCGCAUCGAUGUGCUCGAUGGAUGUCAGCGUUGCCAAAUGGUUUGUAUUGACCAGUUCACCGGUCUACGGCGCUCCGAGCCAUUUUCCACUCUCGCAAAGACGCGCAAUAUCGGUGGAAAGGUCACAUUUGGUCGAUAUGCAGCACUUUCUCCCGAUGAAUUUGAAGGGCUGGACCUGGAGGCAACCGAGCGCCGGACGGUCAUGGUCGGUGAUGUGGUUACGCCGACAUAUGUUGACAACUAA